AUGGCUUCUGAGUUCAUAGGUUACUCCGUGAUCGUGAGCCUGAGGGAACCACCUGGCGGGAAGCUCCAGGGCCAGGUUGCUAACGUGGUUGGACAAAACUUGCUUCUCCAAAAUGUGACUCUUCUGUGGAAUGGCCAACGUCUCGCCAGCUACUCCGUGGAUGGCUCCGGAAUCACAGACCUGUCCCUGCAAGAAAACAAAGCACCUCUGUCGCACCCACAGAAUGUGUCGCAAGAAACUCCCAAGAUUCAGUCUGCUCAGUUCAAACCCCCUCCACAGCAGACUUUCGUCGACCCGGCUAUCCUAAGCUACUCUAAACCCUCUACCAAACCCGCCAACCCUCCCACUCAAUCUCACCCGGUCUCACAUGGUACUAGUCAAGCGCCUGCCCCAGUCGCAGCGUCGUUGUCUGAGCCAUUCAGCAACCUCGACUUGAAUGUCAACACUGGCAAUGGUGGGUUGCGAGGACCCUCGCAAGAGACGGAUUUUCAGGCCGCACAGAACCUGACCCCUACCAAGCAACCUUCCAAGCGCAACAGGCUUGGUAAUGAAGGUGGAUAUAUGGGUAAACAUGGUGGUGGUGGUGCAAACACAAAUCCAAAAAGCAAAGGCUGGCGCCAAACUGCGUUUGUGGAGCCCGUGGGUCCGGCUGCCCAAGCAUCACCCGAACAUAUCGUGCGGCAGCCGGGCGCAAAGCUUCGCAAGAAAAAGACGCGCCGCUCAUACGCUGAAGAUCAUAGUGGCUGGGCCACCGAGGACGCAACCGACAUUCAGGAGCUGGGUGACUUCGAUUUCGAAAGCAACCUCUCCAAAUUCGAUAAGCGGCGAGUGUUUGAAGAAAUCCGGAAUGACGACACCACUGCAGAUGAGGCCCGUCUAGUGAGCUUCAACCGUCUACCCAAGCCUGGUACUAAUGACGGCAAGAACCUUCACUGGUCGGAGAAUGUGCUUGAUAGCCCGCAAAACAGUGACACCGAGGACGUCGAAGGCAUAAGUGAUGCCAGACAUAGUAGUGAGAAUAUCUCUGGGCGUGACCGAUCUAGAGCACCUGGACGGGUCCAAACCUCUCGCAAGAGUAGCGCUAUAAUGAGCCAGCCUGUGAUGCCGCAGAUCAAUGUCCUUGGUCGAAGCCAAUUGAAUACCUCUCGCACCACAAGCCCCCACCCGGGCCGCUCAUCUGUGUCUCCCAUGGUCGGCUCCAAUGCAUCCAAUGCAUCCCUGAGAUUGACCACUACCAAUCGCAGCUGCCCAACUGUGAGCCCUUUGCAAACACUUGAGGUUGAGCAGAUUGCGGUAGCUGAGUUUGGCUUGAGUGAAGAUAUUGUUACAGAGAAUGCUGGCCGAGGUAUUGCCGAAGCAGCUGUUGCUCUCUUAUCUAGUGACGCCGCUGCGCCGACUAUAUUGAUCAUUACAGGCAAUCAUCGCACGGGCGCUCGGGCUAUCGCUGCUGCGCGUCACCUGCGCAACCGCGGCCACCGGGUCACUGUCUGCCUUCUAGGCCUUGAAUAUGAGAGUGAAUUGCUGGAAAAUUGUCGCAAGCAGCUCGAUAUUUUCCGGAAAAUCGGAGGUCGUAUAUCGAAGUGGGAGGAUCUGUCAGCUCGUUUAUCUACUUCUGACCUCAGUCCCGACCUGGUGAUCGAUGCCUUAUUUGGCAUGCACCUUGCCUUUGAUGAUCUCCGAACCGAUGAUCAGGGGGUUGCCUUUGAGAUGAUCUCAUGGGUGAAUCGAAGCAACAUAGAAGUGCUCUCAGUUGACAUUCCGUCAGGCAUGUCAGCCUCGAAUGGUGAUAUAACUAUGGUUGACGGCGGACAGCUCUGUAUCAAUGGCUCGUCGGUCGUCUGUCUUGGUGCACCAAAGACUGGAGUUCUCAACGCUCUACUUUCUGGUGAUGGCCAGUCUUGGAACCUUAGUGUUGCUGACAUCGGUAUACCUCAGAUUGUGUGGCGAAAGUAUGGCACUCGUCGUCGACAUGGCAUUGAUUUUGGCAACCGCUGGGUGGUGACGCUAAGAUACCAGCCCGCGAUUGUCUAG
Molecule: messenger RNA, 2031 nt
Organism: Penicillium pulvis
Lineage: Eukaryota; Fungi; Ascomycota; Eurotiomycetes; Eurotiales; Aspergillaceae
Product: mRNA decapping enhancer EDC3
Exons: 3
Coding region: 1-2031 (676 amino acids)
Biological process (GO): deadenylation-independent decapping of nuclear-transcribed mRNA; P-body assembly
Cellular component (GO): P-body
Molecular function (GO): mRNA binding
Source: RefSeq, a predicted model, not a curated record